CUUGUGCUGCAAUGGCGUGUAGACGUGGCAAUAUUCUAUUUGAUAGGAAGUAAUUGAAAGAGAAUAAGAAGCAUAAUGGAUAAGAAAAGCUACAGAUUUUCUAAAGAAGAAAGAAAUUUUUGGAUUCUGGAUGUAUUGAUCAAACACGUUGCCCCGGCAGCAGUCAGGAAACGUUUUGAUGUUAUUAUUCCUCGAGAUGACCUUGAUAAAAUUCUCAACAGUAAUGUCAGUGUCAUUCAAAAUCUUAUUAGUAAAAAGGUCAUCAAUGUACAUCAGCAAGGAAUUCUACAAGGUGUUCCAGGUUUCAGUAUACCAGCAGCAAUAACAGUACCGACUUCGAAGAAGACAGCAACUUCUUCCAGUGAUUUUGAUACUACCUUGAUGAUAUGCCUUCUACGAAACCUAAAACUUGUAAAGGAACCUUCUACCGGAUGGGAUAGACUUCCACCUGACAGCGACAAUUCUCUUGGAGCGAAUUUGACCAGAAUCAAAGUGUAUAGGAACAAGUUAUCUCAUCCAUCAAAAAGUCGAAUUAAUGAUAAUUCUUACCACAAGAUAUGGUCUUCCUUGAAAAAGGCUUUGAGUGAAAUAAGUGAUGGAGAAACUGAUGACAUUGUUCGAGAAAUAGAAACAUUUGAUUUGGGGGUAUCAAAUAAGGAGGAGCUAUUAUGCAGGAUUCAACAGGAAGUUCGUGAAUUGAAAAACGAGUUACAAUUUCAUCGUAACUUAAAAGAAAAUACGAUGAACUUAGUAGAAGAAUGGAAGACCGAGACAGACGUGUUCUAUAAAACCAGGGGUACGGAGGAAGUAUUAGAGAAAAUUAAAACUAACAACAGUGUUAUGAUUGUAGGAAAUUCUGGUACAGGAAAAACAGCGACAAUGAAAUAUGUAUCUCUCCUGCUCGAGGAAGAAGGUUAUGAAAUUAUUCCUGUUAGCUCUGCUAACGAAAUUCCCUGUCAAAGAUUUAGUAGUCGAAAGCAACUUUUUAUUAUUGAUGAUAUCAUUGGUAAAUACAAAGUAAAUGAUGUCGCUCUGGAAUUAUGGGAGAAAGUUAAUAAUCGGCUUGAUAUAAUAUUUAAGUGUAAAAAUGCCAAACUAUUAUGUACCUUGCGGAGAAGUUUACAGAAGGAAAUUGGUGAACUCUCUAUUUCAACGGUUUUUAAUUCAACAAUUGUUGACCUGGAUUCUACUGAUUUAGCGCUUUCUUUCAAAGAAAGAAAAGGAAUGUUUAGAAAAUAUAUGCUAAAACGAAACAAACAGAAUGAAAUUGGUACAGAAGAAAUUGAGAUAAUCUGUGGUUGUAGUUAUGGAUUUCCUCUGUUAUGUGAACUGUUCUUUUCGAAUUCUGAAUUUUUCAAGAGGAAGGCCAAUUUUUUUUGCAAUCCUUCAACUGUUUCCAACAAAAAAUGUCACUCUAAAUAA
Saccostrea cuccullata (small rock oyster) is the source of this 1422-nucleotide messenger RNA. RefSeq lists its product as uncharacterized. The coding region runs from base 76 to 1422 and encodes 448 amino acids. NCBI's taxonomy places the organism in Eukaryota, Metazoa, Mollusca, Bivalvia, Ostreida, Ostreidae. The transcript is spliced from 5 exons. The record is from RefSeq and is a predicted model, not a curated record.